Molecule: messenger RNA, 2383 nt
Organism: Cylicocyclus nassatus
Lineage: Eukaryota; Metazoa; Nematoda; Chromadorea; Rhabditida; Strongylidae
Source: the annotation of a GenBank genome assembly
CUUAUUCAGACAGUCGAGCAUCGGCUCGGAAUGUAGCGAUCGCCGACCGAAAAUAACAUGUGGGCAAUUUUGUUCGUGACUUCUGUGCUGGCAGAGAAUGCUUGCGAUCAGAGAUGUAAUCGAAUCUAUCAACGUUCCCUUGCUCGACCCGGUUUCGAUGAUGACAAAUUAGAAAAUCUACUGGAUAGGCAAAGGCCAUUGGGAACUUUGAAGGAUAUGUGCUGGAGAGUCUAUGAUCAUCUCGACUGCAUGAAGCACUGCGGUGGUGACGCACCAGAGCAUGAGAAGUUUGCGAAGUAUAUCAGGAGCAAGUGUAGAUUUGCGUUGAGAGGAAUGGAAAACGCACUCGCAUGUAUAAGUCGCUAUCAUUCAUUCAUAGAAGUUCGAUGCUCGACUUUUCUCAAAGAGGCUGAACGACUGAAAUCGAAGACAGAUCCUGCAUAUACACCAAGUCAGGAAACCUGCAGAUAUCUUCACUUGAAUACAUUAUGUUUGGAAAACACCGUGAGAAUGUACUGUGCUAAUGCUAAGAAAAUCUUCAGAAGACUCAACUACAGGGACUACUUUCUUAGCUUCGUUCUUCCUACAAAUGACACAUUGUUUGACGAUGAGGAUUUGGAUGCAUGUCAGUUGUAUGAUUUUGCCAAGAAAAAUAGGAAGAAGAUCGAAAAAGAAGUUGAUGAAGAGGAGUUGACCACAGUCAUAAAUGACUUCGAGACUGAGGAGGAAACGAGAAGGCCAAGAACGACAGUAACUACAUUCACGGACAGAACGGAAUUUACAACGCUCAUUAAAGAACUCCUUGACGAGUCUACAGAACCAACAGCUUCUUCGCUUAUCAAGCCUACGCCAGAGAAAGACAGCUGGUCUUCACCUUCACUAAAAACAUUGCCUACCAAAUCCACUUCUCCGACCUCUUCUACUGCAUCAAGGACGAGCUCUCUCCUCUCCACAACAGAUGAUGUACACUCUUCCGCAACGAAACAAUACACAGAAAGCACAAGCCCUGAUACUGCCGUAAUUACCACAUCUACGGAUAAGAUAAUUACUAGUCUCGAUUCCACCGUGAUCACUACUUCUACUGAUGAAGUGAUUACAAGUACGCAUUCCGAUGACGGAAAUGGCAGUGAAGAGGAAGAAUACGAGGAUGAAAAAGAAGAGGACUACCAUGAUGAAAAACCAGAGAAUAUUUCAGUUGAAGUGGUUUCGAUACAAACGGCGGAAAGGAAACAAGAAGUGACUGAAACCCCACGUAUGUCAACUACUACUACUCGCCGACUAUUCUCUGAUGACAGCUGGGAGCAGCCUCCGCCCAACUUUGGCUACUCAUCAAUGCGAUAUCCAAAUGGAGGCGUGACACCACUGAAUAUUGAUACGAGUACACUCUUUGGUAUGGAUGAUGGUGACAAAGAAGAAGAGGGCGAAGAAACUGACAGGAGAACGUCAACACGCCCAUACGCUGACAAUAGAAAGGACUCGCUGAAAAAAGUUGAUGUGCGAAAAGCUGAGAAUGCUGUCAAAGCGUCAGUGCGUUUCGCAUCGCGUCCAGCAAAGGAAUCGCAGCGAGGUCCGAUAUAUGUGACACAAAGAGUCAGCGUUGCGACAACGUCAACUACGGAAAUGCCAACCACAGAAAAAAUUAUAUCGACUACUUCUGCAUCUGAAGCUUUGACUACUUCCGCAUCGGAAGUAAUGUCCACAAUAACCCCAAUGCUCCGUGGUGAAGUGGCAGUGAAAAGGAUUCAUGAAUGGAACGAUGUGACUCAAAGCGCAGAAUACGGUGUCACAUUGAUGACUGAUCGUGGAGACGAUGAGUUCGAUGGUACGGACGAAGACAUGGAUCAGGCAGUGUCAGUAGAGCCUGUGGAGCCCAAAAAAAUCACCCCAGAAAUUGGUAGUACCACACUACUUCCCCGCUUAAACAUCGACUGGUCGCGAGAAACUCUUAUAUUGAUAUACAGCUUACUCUUUGCUAUCGCUACAUUCUCGUUGAUGUGUAUACUGAUUUGCUAUAUUUGGUGUAGGAAAAGGAGACAAUCACAUGAUUUUAAAACAAAUUAUUAACACAUUAUUGAUAUAUUUUCCUAUUCAUCUUUCACUCUGGCAUAACUGCAUUUUCACCAUAAUGCAUUCAAAUAAGUAACUGAAUAUCCUUUCCCACCUGUUCUCCCACGCACUGCCAUGCGAGGGGUGCUCAGUCGUUGCCUCGCUCUAUUCAUAUCUCCGCAUUCUAGUCAAAAAGAGCUAAAGAACACUCGCUUAUUCGUAAUUCGAUAUCGGGUAUGAUCACAAGCGUAGCGAAACAUGUGAACGAUUUUAUUUUUCUAGUAGUAUGCUCAAUAUUUUGUGUAUAUAUACGUCAAACUUUAAAUAAAGUUUUCGU